Molecule: messenger RNA, 312 nt
Organism: Ogataea haglerorum
Lineage: Eukaryota; Fungi; Ascomycota; Pichiomycetes; Pichiales; Pichiaceae
Exons: 1
Coding region: 1-312 (103 amino acids)
Biological process (GO): ammonium transmembrane transport
Cellular component (GO): membrane
Molecular function (GO): ammonium channel activity
Source: RefSeq, a predicted model, not a curated record
AUGUACAAGCAGCUGGCUUACGUGGGGGCCGUGGCCGGCUACUGCGUGACAGUGACGGCGAUUAUCUGUUUUGUGCUGAACCGCAUUCCCGGGCUCAAGAUGCGCGCGAGCGAGGAGGGCGAGCAGAACGGCAUGGACGAGGACCAGAUCGGCGAGUUUGCGUACGACUACGUCGAGGUGAGACGCAACUUCUUCGACCUCAACCUCAGCAAGCUGACCCCGAUCAACGGCGAGCUUGUGCGCGAGGUGGCCCAGGAGUCGCUCUCCGACCAGCCCGCAGAGAAGCAGAACGAGGAUAGCAACAAUUCGUAG